AUGUACGCUAUGCAUUAUAUCACUGCCACUUCUCUCCUAUCUCUCGGCCUUGCCUCAGCCUACGACAUCCCCGAUAACUUGAAGCAAGUCUACGACAACCACAAGGUCCUAACCCCAUCGGGUAGCUGCAACAACAAACUAGCAGGUGGCUUCACAGACGGAAUCAACGGCGCAGCAACCUUUGCCUACUGCGGCGACAUCAACGGCGCAAUCUACCUCCAUAGCUCAGGAAACGGCGGCCAAUAUGACAACAUGGACGUAGAUUGCGACGGCCUAAACAACAAGGGCGGAGACUGCGGCUCCGACCAGACAGGCCAAGGCGAGACUGCGUUCAAGGAUCAAUUGAGCCAGUUUGGCAUUGAGGAUCUCGAUGCCAACCUGCACCCCUAUGUCGUGUUUGGUAACACCGAUUUCGAUCCGCAGCAGUAUGGGAUGGAGCCGCUGAGUGUUAUGGCUGUUGUUUGUAACAAUCAAGUGUUGUAUGGUAUUUGGGGUGAUACCAAUGGUGCGGACUCGACUGGUGAAGCCUCGAUUUCUUUGGCCCAGAUGUGUUACCCUGAUGACGGGCUCAAUGGUGAUAAUGGGCAUGGUGAUGAUGAUGUUUUGUAUAUUGGGUUCACUGGUCAAGGUGCUGUUUCUGGUAGCAGUGCCAACUGGAAGGCUUCGGAUCGGAAUGCCUUUGAGGAUAGCAUCAAGGAUCUUGGGGACAAGCUGGUCGCCGGUCUCUAG
Molecule: messenger RNA, 729 nt
Organism: Penicillium antarcticum
Lineage: Eukaryota; Fungi; Ascomycota; Eurotiomycetes; Eurotiales; Aspergillaceae
Product: glycoside hydrolase family 75 protein
Exons: 3
Coding region: 1-729 (242 amino acids)
Molecular function (GO): chitosanase activity
Source: RefSeq, a predicted model, not a curated record